CGCGCCCGGCCCGGCCAUGUGGACCCCCACGGAGGAGGAGAAAUACGGCGUAGUGAUAUGCAGCUUUCGAGGAUCUGUCCCUCAAGGGUUGGUCUUAGAAAUAGGAGAAACAGUCCAGAUUCUUGAAAAAUGUGAAGGUUGGUACAGAGGAGUUUCAACAAAGAAGCCAAAUGUAAAGGGGAUCUUUCCUGCAAAUUACAUUCACUUGAAAAAGGCAAUUGUCAGUAAUAGGGGGCAGUAUGAAACUGUGGUUCCACUUGAAGAUUCUAUUGUGACUGAGGUUACAGCAACUCUACAAGAAUGGGCCAGUCUGUGGAAACAACUCUAUGUGAAACACAAAGUAGAUCUUUUCUACAAGCUACGCCAUGUGAUGAAUGAACUUAUUGACCUUCGAAGGCAGCUACUGUCUGGUCACCUUACUCAGGAUCAGGUGCGGGAGGUUAAGCGGCAUAUCACCGUACGCCUGGACUGGGGUAAUGAACAUUUGGGCCUGGACUUGGUGCCUCGAAAGGACUUUGAAGUAGUGGAUUCAGACCAGAUUAGUGUCUCAGAUCUCUAUAAAAUGCACUUAUCUAGCCGGCAGAGUGUCCAGCAAAGCACAUCCCAGGUAGAUACAAUGCGCCCACGUCAUGGGGAAACCUGUCGGAUGCCGGUGCCACACCACUUCUUCCUCAGCCUGAAGAGUUUCACCUACAAUACUAUUGGUGAAGACACCGAUGUCUUCUUUUCCUUAUAUGAUAUGAGAGAAGGCAAGCAGAUCAGUGAGCGGUUUCUGGUGAGACUGAACAAGAAUGGUGGGCCAAGGAAUCCAGAGAAGAUAGAACGAAUGUGUGCCCUUUUUACAGAUCUGAGCAGCAAAGAUAUGAAGAGAGAUUUAUAUAUAGUUGCCCAUGUGAUACGAAUAGGCCGGAUGCUCCUGAAUGACUCAAAGAAAGGCCCUGCUCACCUACACUACCGGCGACCAUAUGGUUGUGCUGUCCUGAGCAUCCUGGAUGUUCUGCAGUCGCUCACAGAAUUAAAGGAAGAAAAGGAUUUUGUUCUUAAGGUUUACACGUGCAACAACGAGAGUGAGUGGUCCCAGAUCCAUGAGAACAUCAUCCGCAAGUCCAGCGCCAAGUAUUCUGCCCCCAGCGCAAGCCACGGUCUUAUCAUUUCUCUGCAGCUUCUCCGUGGAGACAUGGAACAGAUUAGGAGAGAAAACCCCAUGAUAUUUGGUAGGGGGUUGGCAAUUACAAGAAAAUUGGGAUUUCCUGAUGUCAUCAUGCCAGGCGAUAUCCGCAAUGACCUGUACCUAACCUUGGAGAAGGGGGAUUUCGAGAGAGGGGGAAAGAGUGUACAAAAGAAUAUUGAAGUGACCAUGUAUGUGCUUUACGCAGAUGGAGAAAUACUGAAGGAUUGCAUAAGCUUGGGUUCAGGAGAGCCAAACAGGAGCUCCUACCACUCCUUUGUCCUCUACCACAGUAAUAGUCCUCGAUGGGGAGAGAUUAUCAAAUUGCCCAUCCCCAUCGACCGGUUCCGAGGCUCCCACCUGCGCUUCGAGUUCAGACAUUGUUCCACAAAGGACAAAGGGGAAAAGAAACUCUUUGGCUUUGCAUUCUCACCCCUGAUGCGGGAUGAUGGCACCACUCUCUCAGAUGACAUCCAUGAGCUCUACGUGUACAAGUGCGAUGAGAAUAGCACAUUUAACAACCAUGCUCUGUACCUGGGCUUGCCCUGCUGCAAAGAGGACUACAAUGGCUGCCCCAACAUCCCCUCCAGCCUCAUCUUCCAGCGCAGCACCAAAGAGUCUUUCUUCAUCUCCACACAGCUCUCCUCCACCAAACUCACCCAGAAUGUGGACCUCCUGGCUCUCCUGAAAUGGAAGGCUUUUCCAGACCGGAUCAUGGACAUCCUAGGGCGGCUGCGGCAUGUCAGUGGGGAAGAAAUUGUUAAGUUUCUGCAAGACAUCUUAGAUACACUCUUUGUGAUUUUGGAUGAUAACACAGAGAAGUAUGGCCUGUUGGUGUUUCAGUCUUUGGUAUUCAUCAUCAACCUGCUCAGAGACAUCAAGUAUUUCCACUUCCGGCCUGUAAUGGACACAUACAUCCAGAAACACUUUGCUGGAGCCCUGGCAUACAAGGAGCUCAUCCGCUGUUUGAAGUGGUACAUGGACUGCUCAGCAGAACUGAUUCGACAGGACCACAUUCAGGAAGCCAUGCGGGCCUUGGAGUACCUUUUCAAGUUUAUUGUGCAAUCCAGGAUCCUGUAUUCCCGAGCCACCUGUGGGAUGGAAGAGGAACAGUUCCGGUCCAGCAUCCAAGAACUUUUCCAGUCCAUCCGGUUUGUGCUCAGUCUGGACAGCAGAAACUCAGAAACACUCCUUUUCACUCAGGCUGCACUCCUUAAUUCCUUCCCAACUAUCUUUGACGAGCUGCUGCAAAUGUUCACCGUGCAGGAGGUGGCAGAGUUUGUAAGAGGGACUCUGGGGAGCAUGCCCAGUACAGUGCACAUUGGGCAGUCAAUGGAUGUGGUGAAGCUCCAGUCAAUCGCCAGGACUGUGGAUAGCCGCCUGUUUUCUUUCUCAGAGUCCCGCCGCAUCCUGCUUCCUGUGGUUCUCCAUCAUAUUCACCUUCACCUGAGGCAGCAGAAAGAGCUGCUCAUCUGCUCAGGGAUUCUUGGCAGCAUCUUCUCCAUCGUCAAGACCAGCUCUCUGGAGGCAGAUGUCAUGGAGGAGGUAGAAAUGAUGGUGGAGAGCCUCUUGGAUGUGCUCUUGCAGACUCUGCUCACCAUCAUGAGCAAAUCGCACGCUCAGGAGGCGGUAAGAGGGCAGCGGUGCCCGCAGUGCACAGCCGAGAUCACUGGUGAGUACGUGUCCUGCCUUCUCUCGCUGCUCCGCCAGAUGUGUGACACCCACUACCAGCACCUCCUGGACAACUUCCAGAGCAAAGAUGAACUCAAGGAAUUCCUGCUGAAGAUUUUCUGUGUGUUCCGGAACCUGAUGAAGAUGAGUGUCUUCCCACGGGACUGGAUGGUGAUGAGACUUCUUACAAGCAAUAUUAUAGUCACUACCGUCCAGUACCUGUCUUCUGCACUGCACAAGAACUUCACAGAAACAGACUUCGACUUUAAGGUGUGGAAUUCUUAUUUUAGCCUGGCAGUUCUGUUCAUAAAUCAGCCAAGCCUUCAGCUAGAAAUCAUCACUUCAGCCAAGAGGAAGAAGAUUCUAGAUAAGUAUGGGGACAUGCGUGUGAUGAUGGCUUAUGAACUGUUCAGCAUGUGGCAGAAUUUGGGUGAACAUAAGAUCCACUUUAUUCCUGGAAUGAUUGGUCCUUUUCUGGGUGUGACACUGGUCCCACAGCCAGAAGUGCGGAAUAUCAUGAUUCCCAUCUUUCAUGACAUGAUGGACUGGGAGCAGAGAAAAAAUGGCAACUUCAAACAGGUGGAGGCCGAGCUGAUUGACAAGCUGGACAGCAUGGUGUCAGAAGGGAAAGGCGACGAGAGCUACAGGGAGCUCUUUGGCCUGCUAACCCAGCUGUUUGGGCCCUACCCCAGCCUGCUGGAGAAGGUCGAACAGGAAACAUGGCGUGAAACCGGCAUUUCCUUUGUGACCUCAGUCACCCGCCUCAUGGAACGCCUUCUUGACUACAGGGACUGCAUGAAAGGAGAGGAAACAGAAAAUAAGAAGAUCGGCUGUACUGUUAACCUGAUGAAUUUUUACAAAUCUGAGAUCAACAAAGAAGAGAUGUAUAUCCGCUACAUCCACAAGCUCUGUGACAUGCACUUACAGGCUGAAAACUACACAGAGGCUGCAUUCACUCUGCUCCUCUACUGUGAGCUGCUACAGUGGGAGGAACGGCCGCUGCGGGAAUUUCUGCACUACCCGUCGCAGACCGAGUGGCAGCGGAAAGAGGGACUGUGCCGCAAGAUCAUCCACUACUUCAACAAAGGCAAGAGCUGGGAGUUCGGGAUCCCAUUGUGCAGGGAGCUGGCGUGUCAGUACGAGAGCCUCUACGAUUAUCAGAGCCUCAGCUGGAUUCGGAAAAUGGAAGCCAGCUACUAUGACAACAUCAUGGAGCAGCAACGCCUGGAGCCUGAGUUCUUUCGGGUUGGCUUCUAUGGCAGGAAGUUUCCUUUCUUCCUUCGGAACAAAGAAUACGUGUGCCGUGGCCAUGACUACGAGAGGCUGGAGGCCUUCCAGCAGAGGAUGCUCAGCGAGUUCCCGCAGGCCGUUGCCAUGCAGCACCCAAACCACCCCGACGAUGCCAUCCUGCAGUGUGAUGCCCAGUACUUGCAGAUCUAUGCGGUGACGCCCAUUCCAGAUUACGUGGAUGUCCUGCAGAUGGAUAGGGUCCCGGAUCGCGUCAAGAGCUUCUACCGUGUCAACAAUGUGAGGAAGUUCCGGUAUGACAGGCCUUUUCACAAAGGCCCCAAGGACAAGGAGAACGAAUUCAAGAGCCUGUGGAUCGAGCGCACCACACUGACCCUCACCCACAGCUUGCCUGGCAUCUCUCGGUGGUUCGAAGUGGAGAGGAGGGAAUUGGUGGAGGUGAGCCCUCUGGAGAAUGCCAUCCAGGUGGUUGAGAAUAAGAACCAGGAGCUGCGGGCGCUGAUCAGCCAGUAUCAGCACAAACAGGUGCACGGCAACAUCAACCUGCUCAGCAUGUGCCUGAACGGCGUCAUUGACGCAGCUGUCAACGGGGGCAUCGCGCGCUACCAAGAGGCCUUCUUUGAUAAAGAUUAUAUCACCAAGCACCCGGGAGAUGCAGAGAAGAUCACCCAGCUCAAGGAGCUCAUGCAGGAGCAGGUCCAUGUCCUUGGAGUUGGGCUGGCCGUUCAUGAGAAGUUUGUGCACCCAGAGAUGCGUCCUCUGCAUAAGAAGCUGAUUGACCAGUUCCAGAUGAUGCGGGCCAGCCUCUACCAUGAGUUUCCGGGUUUGGACAAGCUCAGUCCUGCAUGUUCAGGCACCAGCACCCCGCGGGGAAACGUCCUAGCGUCCCAUAGUCCCAUGAGCCCUGAGAGCAUCAAGAUGACCCACCGCCACAGCCCCAUGAACUUGAUGGGCACAGGCCGCCAUUCAUCAUCCUCUCUCUCCUCACAUGCAUCUAGCGAAGCGGGAAAUGUGGUGAUGCUGGGGGACAGCUCCGUGGGCGAGGCUCCCGAGGACCUAUACCACCAUAUGCAGCUCGCGUAUCCCAACCCCAGGUACCAGGGCUCAGUCACCAACGUCUCUGUUCUGUCCUCGUCCCAGGCAAGCCCUUCUUCCUCCAGCCUGAGUUCCACUCACUCAGCACCAUCCCAGAUGAUUACCUCUGCCCCUUCCAGUGCCCGAGGCUCUCCCUCUCUGCCAGAUAAGUACCGCCACGCCCGGGAAAUGAUGUUGCUGCUGCCCACGCACCGGGACCGCCCGAGCAGCGCCAUGUAUCCAGCAGCCAUUCUGGAGAACGGACAGCUGCCAAAUUUCCAGCGGGCCCUGUUCCAGCAAGUGGUCGGAUCCUGCAAACCCUGCAGUGAUCCCAAUCUGUCUGUGGCUGAAAAAGGUCAUUACUCCCUACACUUCGACGCCUUCCACCACCCCCUGGGUGACACCCCCCCAGCCCUGCCUGCCCGGACUCUGCGCAAGUCUCCUCUCCACCCUAUCCCGGCCUCCCCCACGAGCCCCCAGUCGGGUCUGGAUGGCAGCAACUCUACCCUGUCGGGCAGCGCCAGCAGCGGCGUGUCCUCCCUGAGCGAGAGUAACUUUGGGCACUCCUCGGAGGCCCCGCCUCGGACCGACACCAUGGACUCCAUGCCGAGCCAGGCCUGGAACGCCGACGAAGAUCUCGAGCCACCCUACCUCCCUGUCCACUACAGCCUCUCCGAGUCCGCAGUCCUGGACUCCAUCAAGGCCCAGCCAUGCCGAAGCCACUCAGCCCCCGGGUGCGUCGUCCCUCAGGACCCCAUGGACCCACCCGCGCUGCCACCCAAGCCCUACCAUAGCCGCCUGCCAGCCCUGGAGCACGAGGAGGGCGUGCUGCUUCGCGAAGACGCAGACCGGCCCCGGGGCCUGCACCGCAAGGCCUCGCUGCCCCCUGGGAGCGCCAAGGAAGAGCAGGCCCGCCUGGCCUGGGAGCACAGCCGCGGGGAACAGUGA
Molecule: messenger RNA, 6109 nt
Organism: Enhydra lutris kenyoni (northern sea otter)
Lineage: Eukaryota; Metazoa; Chordata; Mammalia; Carnivora; Mustelidae
Product: dedicator of cytokinesis 3
Exons: 53
Coding region: 17-6109 (2030 amino acids)
Biological process (GO): small GTPase-mediated signal transduction
Cellular component (GO): plasma membrane; cytoplasm
Molecular function (GO): small GTPase binding; guanyl-nucleotide exchange factor activity; GTPase activator activity
Source: RefSeq, a predicted model, not a curated record